Pygocentrus nattereri (red-bellied piranha) is the source of this 838-nucleotide messenger RNA. RefSeq names its product protein LKAAEAR1. The transcript has 4 exons. The coding region runs from base 238 to 717 and encodes 159 amino acids. The record is from RefSeq and is a predicted model, not a curated record. Lineage: Eukaryota; Metazoa; Chordata; Actinopteri; Characiformes; Serrasalmidae.
UCCAGCCGUGGAGAAGAGCCGCGCCAGACUCCCUUCCACUUUGAGCUCUUUCAGGUGCUGGAGAGAGAGAGCUUCACAACAAAACCCGGUCCAGUGAAAACCUGAAAGGUGACCGUUUUUAGCCGAGGUAGCUGUUCAGUCAGUUAGUUAGCCUCGAUGUCUUUUCCGCUCGUUAACGACAGGACCUGUAAAGAGCAGAAGCACAGGAUCCCCAGCUGAAUGACUUGGCAAUGAAAGAUGACGGGGCAAACUGACCGGAAGUGGAGGACUGCCACAGGCGCAGACUUAAAAAGGAUGUGCCCUCAGCAGAGAGCUCGACACCUGGCCUACGCCGAGCCCUCCAAGGAGGCGAAAGGGUGGAUGGCUGCUUCGAAGCAGCGGGUUCGUGCCCGACUGGCUCAAGAGAGGACGGCAAGCGAGAAAAAUCCUCAGCACGGCUUGGAUUCAAAAUUGCAUCAGGACGUGCUCGUUGGGCAGUUAAAAGCCGAUGAGGCGAGGAAUAGGAUUCGACGUAUGAGGCUGCAGUACCAGAACGCACAGGAAAUUAACUUAAUGAUUUCAUGUCAGCCCAGUGCACAGAGCGCUGUGCGCCUAGAACUGCUACUGUCGGCACAGGAGAGGAAGAUGAACAGUACAGACAGCCUGGACCAGCUACAGAGGCGGAGGGUGGAGGAGAUUCUGGAGGAUGAAAGGGGCCUUACCAUAAUCAGAGGAUAAAUGGAGGCAGAGCAGCACUCUAAAAAUGUUCCUCAAGCUCCUUUGUGUGUCCACCCCCAAAGGUUAUUACAUGGAAAACCUUCAUUACUUACACGUGAUCGAAUAAAAAUCAUUAACCUGU